AUGCGCUGGCGAGACAGGAUCACGGUCCUCUUCUUCCCUCCAGGCGUCGUGCUGACGCUGGCGGCGCUGCUGCUCUUAGUCCUGCACGUGAGCAUCUUCGCCAAUGACGUGCACCACUUCUGCAUCACCCGGAACUUCAAUUUCAUGAGCUUCCAUAGCACCACCAUCCUCCUGUUUUCACAGGUGAUGAGCAUCUGGUGGGCCUCCCUGGGGUCACUCUUCGCAGAGCUGAUCGAGGACAAGAUUCUGAGAUGUUUUGCCCUGACCAUCCUGAUGCUCAACACGGCCAUGUUUAUCAACCGCCUGACCUUGGAAUUCCUCACCCUCAACUACCGGGAAGAGAGGCACUGAGAGGCUGGCGAGGGGCGAG
Dromiciops gliroides (monito del monte) is the source of this 370-nucleotide messenger RNA. It is a transcript of the gene CATSPERH, whose product is annotated as transmembrane protein 262. The record is from RefSeq and is a predicted model, not a curated record. The transcript has 3 exons. Lineage: Eukaryota; Metazoa; Chordata; Mammalia; Microbiotheria; Microbiotheriidae. Bases 1 to 351 code for a protein of 116 amino acids.